AUGUCGUCUACGGUGACCACUCCGACCGUCACCAAUAUCUUCCCCACUGCGACGUCUAGCGGGGCGACGCGAGAUAGUGGGAUUGGUGGUCAAAAUCCGACUACAUAUUACUUUGUGUUCCUAGGUGUCCUUGUCGUCCUCCUAACCAUAGCCGCCACCCUCUCCCUCCGCGCUUUGCGCAUUCGCCGGCGAUAUCGUACCGCCACCCAGCUCGCCAUCAUGCGCGGCGAGCCAUUACCGCCCAUGCACAAUCGAGACGACUACUGGGGCUUUGGGCCGAUGGGCUGGCGGAACGCGGAGGGCGGGGACGAGGUGGAUCGGGCGAUGGCGGCGGGCAUGCGGGUGAGGGGCGGGAAAGGAGCAUGGGAGAAGGUGCCGGUACUGUUGGAGGCGGAGGUUGAUGAGAAGGGGGACGGAGAAGGGCUAGAGUCAUGUCAGGUGAGUGGGACAUGGGCAAUGAAGGGCGAAGCUGGAAGCGAUAGAGGGGAGAUGCUGACAUUUUAUAAGCCUGUCACAUUACAUUCCCUACUCCCUCGACCUGUUCCCAGCGCUGCAUCCCCAGAACCUGCUGCACCCGCUAGUCGAUCAUUACAGCCUCGCCAACCAGGCGGGGCAUCUCGAAUAGAUUUCAGCGAGAUCCGCCGGCAAAUCCGGAAUGGGCCACGUCCGGCGCCUGCGCUAGCUGGGGCACCGGCACAGGUGGUCACGGAGCUGAGCAGGGGUGUGGAGAUAGGCGAGGACGUGAGGGUAGCGAUUGUAAUCAGGAUGCCGCGAGAUCCGGCCGAGGUGGAGCAGGAGGAAAGGCGGAGUAUGAUAGAUGAGGAUGAGGAGAGGCCGGGAUGGGAGAGUGGGAUGGAGCUGGGAGUAUGGGAAGGAGUCGUAGGUGGAGACAAGCGAUAG
Dioszegia hungarica is the source of this 900-nucleotide messenger RNA. RefSeq lists its product as uncharacterized. The transcript is spliced from 2 exons. The coding region runs from base 1 to 900 and encodes 299 amino acids. The record is from RefSeq and is a predicted model, not a curated record. NCBI's taxonomy places the organism in Eukaryota, Fungi, Basidiomycota, Tremellomycetes, Tremellales, Bulleribasidiaceae.